Molecule: messenger RNA, 2354 nt
Organism: Poeciliopsis prolifica (blackstripe livebearer)
Lineage: Eukaryota; Metazoa; Chordata; Actinopteri; Cyprinodontiformes; Poeciliidae
Product: cyclic GMP-AMP synthase
Exons: 9
Coding region: 99-1535 (478 amino acids)
Biological process (GO): positive regulation of type I interferon production; paracrine signaling; DNA damage response
Cellular component (GO): site of double-strand break; nucleus; cytosol
Molecular function (GO): chromatin binding; double-stranded DNA binding; 2',3'-cyclic GMP-AMP synthase activity
Source: RefSeq, a predicted model, not a curated record
CUCGGUUCCGGUUUCGGGUCAGAGACACAGCAUUUUCUCAGCAGGACCAGAACCAGAUUUUUCUCUCUGAAUUUUCAUUUUAAGGCUGAAACGACUGAAUGAUGGACACAGAGGACAAACGGCCUGAGACCGUCUCUCCUGUGAGACGAAGGCCAAGAGUUCAGCAGCAAGACUCAGUGGAAAGCUCCCUGUCGGUGGAGGAACCGGCUCCCAUCCCUCCCGAUCUGGCCCACCGGAUCAAGCUGCGGGCCAAGGAGCUGAAGAUCCGGCAGAAGGACCGGUCCUGGGCCGCCGAGGUGGUCAACGACUUCAAGGAGAACCUGCUGAGGUUCCUGAAGAACAGCAGCGACCAGCCGCUGUUCCAGUCGGCCGACUUCCUCACCACAGGAAGCUACUUCGAGAAGGUCAAGAUCCACAACCCUGAUGAGUUCGACAUGAUGCUGAAGCUUCUGGUUCCCUCUCGCUUCAACACCACCAAGCUGGACGCCGGCCUGUUCUACCGCAUCGACCUGACCCGGCCCACGCGCACCCCCAUCAAGGACUUCCUGCUGGACGACACGCUCACCCUGUCGUCCAGUAAAAUCCUGGCAGAGAUGUUCCGGCUCGUCCGCAAGUUCCUGAAGACCUACAGAGUCCUGGAUCAUCGCUGCCGCUGGGAGAUGAACAGGAAGAAACCCAACUCUCCCGCCGUCACGCUGUCUCUGUGCCGGAGAGACAGCGGCGGGGAGGAGCUGAUUUCUGUGGACGUCGUUCCAGCUCUGGAGGUCCAGCGCUGGCCCCCUGCGGUGAGAAACGGCCCAGAGGUGGACAGAUGGCUGGGAACGAAGCUUCGGCAGGAAAUCAGGAGCUUACCUUGUUACUUUGUUCCAAAAAGACAGAAAGGACGGAAACUGAGUGAAGACGCCAAAGAAAGCUGGAGGAUUUCUUUCUCUCACAUUGAGAAGAAAAUCAUCACGUCUCACGGCAACAAGAAGACCUGCUGUGAGAGCAGAGGCACCAAAUGCUGCCGCAAACAGUGCCUCAUGCUGCUGAAGUCUCUCAUUGAGGGUCUGAAACAGCGCUAUCCCAAAGAGUUGGAGGAUCUGUGCUCGUACCACGGCAAGACGGCCUUCCUGCACACGCUGUCCACCAGGUAUGAUGAUUCCUCCUGGGCUCCUCAGCAGCUUCCCACCUGCUUCCUGCAGCUGGUGGCUGCGCUACAGGACCACGCUCGCAGAGGCUCGCUUCCUCACUUCUUUGUUCCUGAGAGCAACCUCUUCGCAACAGCCAUGUUUCCUCGCAGAGCCCAGGAGUUCCUAGUCAAAGUCCUGGAGGAGCAGAUGAAGGAAGGUCUGCCGCUGCUGAGGCCUCCGCCGCUUCUUCCUUCUCUGAAACCAGUUACCAUCGGAACCACAAUGAACCCAGAAGAACUUCCUGAAAAAGUUGAAAAAAUCAGUGGGUUGAAAAAAUCCCACCCACUGAUUUCAUUCGAUUGGCUGAAGCUCGUCUUGGUGUUUGUUGUAGUUGUGGUCUUUGGCUUUUCAGUUUUUAACUAGGCCACUGGUGUCCAGAGUCAGUCAUCAAGGGUCUCUAUGCUGGUUCAACAUUCCUGAAUCUAAUGAUGGUUCAUCAGCUGAACUUUAUGACGUUCUGAGGAAUGAGUCGGAGCAUUUCAAUCAGCAACAGAAAAAACAUGUCAAAUUAGCUGCAUCUCCAUUAAUUAUAAAAUUUAGCAAAUAGGAAUUACGAAAAUGAAUUUGUUUAAUGGAAACACGUCAAUUUCGAAAAACCUGAAAUGGGUUUUUGGUUGAGGUGGUUCCUGACCUCAACUAAGUAUUGAAAUUUGUAUAAUUCACAGAACUGAAGUUGAAAUGCUUUUUUUUUGGAUCACACGAGUCAGAUGAUCAACAACAGAAUGUUACUACUGGUGGAAACGACAAAGAAGACAACAGGAAGUAGUGGGAGGAUGACCUUUUAAUAAAUCUUUGUGUGAAUAAACUUAUUCACAUAUGAUUUUAAAUGUGUUUCUUAUUUAGUGGAAACACCGCAACUGCGAAAUACCAACAAAGUUUUAAUCACAUUUUUAAUGGAAACGCAGCUAGUGGCAGAGGCCCUUGAGGACUGGAGCUCGUCACCCUUGAACUAGACCAAAACAUGAAUGAAGUAAUAGAAAUCGGGCAGAAAUACAGAAAAAAAUAUUUCAAACUGUUCAUUUAAAUUUCUGUGUAUUUUAGUCACUAAUCAGAUAUAACAUUAUGAUUAUUGACAGGAGAGGUGAAUAAGACGAAUCAUCUUGUGAAAAGGUUUUUCUCAAACUUGAUGUUACAGGUAAAAGUUUUGGUCAUAAUAAAAUGCCUGAUUCCUGUUUGUGUUGC